This is a messenger RNA of Botrytis byssoidea, 2448 nucleotides long. RefSeq lists its product as uncharacterized. The transcript is spliced from 2 exons. The coding region runs from base 1 to 2448 and encodes 815 amino acids. Gene Ontology annotation, biological process: mitotic G2 DNA damage checkpoint signaling; DNA replication initiation; mitotic DNA replication checkpoint signaling. The record is from RefSeq and is a predicted model, not a curated record. Lineage: Eukaryota; Fungi; Ascomycota; Leotiomycetes; Helotiales; Sclerotiniaceae.
AUGGACUCACUUCAUGAAGGUUAUCCUGAUGCUUCAACAGUUGACAAUGCUUCUCAACCUUUAAAAGGCAUGAUUCUUUGCUGUACCAAUGUUCCAGAUGAAAAGCGUACAGAGUUAAAUACUCAAGCGGAACAAAUGGGGGCCAGUAUUCGAGCUGAUCUCACAGUCGAAGUUACCCACCUAAUCGUUGGGCAUUGGGAUACUCCAAAAUAUCAUUAUGUUGCCCAGUUUCGACCGGAUGUUCGACCGAUGACUAUGGACUGGAUUGCGACAGUUAGGAACCUGUGGGUAAAUGAUCAUGAUAUAGAUAUGGAUUCAUUGGAACGACAAUAUACAUUACCUACCUUUACUUCCCUUAGAAUCAGUAUGACCGGAUGCGAUGACACAGCAGAGAGGCAGGAUAUUGCAGAAAAGAUCAAAGCAAAUGGGGGAGAAUAUGAUGGGAAUUUGACCAAACAAAUCACACAUUUGAUAUCGUUCCGAACAGAAGGCAACAAAUAUAAGGCGGCGAAGAGUUGGGGCUUACGGAUAGUCUCUGCCGAGUGGUUAUCAGAUAGCUUGGAAAGAGGGAUGAUUUUGAACGAGAAAUACUAUGAUCCUUCUUUACCAAUAGAUGAGAGGGGAAAGGGUUCUUGGGACAAAGAUAAGCCUAGGAUAAAUUCAUCGAGGAAGAGGGCGAGGGAGCAAUCGAUGUCUGGUGUAGAAGAGGGUAAAAGGAAAUUACGCAGAACUGCGAGUACGAAAUUAAACACCCAAAGUCAAAGUAUAUGGGGGGAUAUUGUUGGUAGUGGCAAUUCAAUCCAGGUAUCGAGAAGCGGAAUUUGGGAUACCAGUGAUAGCUUUGGACCGGCAGAGAAUAAACAACUCGAGAAAAGCAAAGAAGUUACACCACUUAAAGCUAAAACCCUUGACCUUGUUCAAGAUCCCAACCAACCAUCAGGUGGCAUAUUCCACGAAUGUCAGUUUUGGAUUCAUGGAUUUUCUGCUAAGCAUACACAAAUAUUGGAGAAUCAUCUCAAUGCACAUGAUGGUAAAGUGCUUCAGAAUGAGUCUGAUCUAAGUGCUCCUAACUCAAGAACACGGAGUUAUAUAAUCGUGCCAUCUCAUCUCUCUCCCGCAAAAUAUCCCAAUAACAGUUCAAAGGUUGAAUUGGUUACAGACUGGUGGGUAGAACGUUGUUUGCACCUCAAGAAAUAUCUCGAGCCAAAAGAACAUGUUCUAGGAAGACCAUUUCCCAAGUUUCCUAUAGAAGGUUUUAAUGGCCUGAAAAUUUCCUCCGCAGCGUUCACCGGUAUUGACAUUCUUCAUGUGAAGAAAGCCACCGAAUUAUUAGGGGGUACAUACAGCGAAGACAUGACUCCACAAUCUUCAGUUCUCGUCACAAAAUCUAUAGUCAGCCUUCGCAAAGACAAACUUGAACAUGCUCAAGAAUGGAAAAUUCCAAUUGUCACUGCCGAUUGGCUUUGGGAUUCGAUUAGAUCAGGAACUAAAGUACCAUUUGCCAAAUACAGAUGCAGAGCCACGAAACAACCAGCUUCGGCACCUAUCCCAAAUAAAGAGUCAGUGCCAAGACAUGACAGCAAUCCGGAACAGACGAUCAGCCAAAACAGAGGCUCAAUUUCUAGAUCAAGCACACUUCCUUCGCGGUCCUCAUUUAAAACACGCCGCAUUGCGCCCUUAGAUGAGAGUGCUUUUGCACCAUUAGAAACCGAAUCUCCCCCAAUAAAAGACGAGGAAGAGUCGGUUCCUCUGCCUAUCCAUCUCGAACCCGAAUCAUCAGAGCUCACCCCUCCUCCCCCUUCAAAACCCGAACCUCUGUCUGAAAUUCCCGCCAACUCACACUCUACAAACCCUACCCCCGCCACAAACUCCCACUCCUCAUCUACCUCGCGAACUCCCGAGGAAAAUUCCAUCGAUAUCAGUUCUCUCCUCGCCAAAACAAAACGUCCCGGCUCUUCCGUUUCCAUCCCAAACGGCACAGGUGCACCCAGCGAUCCUAAUUCCAAGCGACCCCGUCAACCCCGCGGAAAAGCAAUCAUGGGCCGCGCCCUCUCCAACGUAUCAACCACCUCACUCGCCUCCUCCGUAGACUCCACUGCUACGACCGGCCCCGCCGUAAUCUAUCCGCGCGAAGAAAGUCAAGAUGAAAUAAACGAAUUCAUGAAUCUUCGUGGCGAUAGACAGAAAGUGGCGGAAAAUAUCCCUCCAGCGACGCAGUUGGGAUAUAUGGAUAAAGAAGGCGAGGAGUAUCAGAUGAUGGUUCAAGGGAUCAUGGAGGGAAAGGGAAAGGAAGUGGUUGAGAGAGAAAUGAGCGUGGUGAGGGAAAUGGAAAAGGCAAAGAGGGAAUUGGGACGCAAAGGGACGAUUGGGGAUUUUUCAAAUGUGGGAGCCAAUAGUGGAAAAGGCGCGACGGGGACGAGAACAAGUGCACGGAAUAGGAAAAGUUAG